AUGGCUUCUCAAGAUAAACAGCUUCACUUUCUCAUGUUUCCUUUUAUGGCACAAGGCCACAUGAUUCCAAUGGUAGACAUAGCCAGAAUGCUGGCAAAACGUGGUGCCAAGAUCACCAUAGUCACCACACCAGGCAAUGCUGCUCCUUACGAAAGAAUUCUUGCUCGAGCCGUUGAAACCGGGCUUAGCAUCGAUCUAAUCCUACUGAAGUUUCCUUCGGAAGAAGUAGGAUUACCUAAAGAGUGUGACAGUUUGGACAAGUUGCCGAACCUAGAAUGGGCCGCAAAACUCUUCCAUGCAGCCUCUAUGAUGCAACAACCGGCAGAGAAAGUGGUCGAAGAGCUUAAUCCGAGGCCAAAUUGCAUAAUAGCGGACAUGUGUUUGCCUUGGACAAUCAACAUUGCUCGAAAGCUCAACAUCCCAAGGAUUUCACUCCCUGUAAUGGGCUGCCUGUGCCACUUAAGCUGGCUUAAUGUGCAUAGUUCCAAGGUUCUUGAUAAUAUAAGUUGUGAAAAUGAGUGCUUUGUUGUGCCUGAUCUGCCAGAACGGAUUGAGGUUGCCAAAGCUCAGAUACCAAGUAAGAGAUUUCUUGACCAAUGGAUGGUAGCUGAGACAGAAUCUUAUGGAACACUCAUUAACACUUGUGAAGAGUUGGAGUCAGCAUUUGUCAAAGAGUACAAGAAGAAUGUGAGGAAGAACGGUAAAGUUUGGUGUAUUGGCCCGGUUUCGUUAUGCAACAAAGAUAAAUUGGAUAAGGCUCAAAGAGGUAACAAGUCUUCUAUUGAUGAAUAUCAGUGUCUCAAGUGGCUUGAUUUGUGGGAACCAACUUCUGUAGUGUAUGUUUGCCUAGGAAGCUUAUGUAAUUUGGCAACAUCAGAGUUGAUAGAACUUGGGCUAGGAUUGGAAGCUUCAAACAAGCCUUUUGUUUGGGUUAUAAGGGGAGGGAAUAGUGCUUCUGAAGAGAUAGAGAAAUGGAUCAAAGAAGAUGGAUUUGAAGAAAGGACAAAAGAAAGAGGGUUGAUAAUUCAGGGCUGGGCUCCACAACUACUAAUCUUAUCACACCCUGCUGUUGGAGUGUUCUUAAGUCAUAGUGGGUGGAAUUCAAUUCUUGAAGGAAUAUGUGCUGGGGUUCCCAUGGUUACAUGGCCACUAUUUGGUGACCAUUUUCUUAAUGAGAAACUUGUUGCACAAAUUUUGAACAUAGCUGUGCCUCUAGAGUUGAAUGAGAAAGUUGGGGUCAUGGAGAAGAGGGUGACUAUUAAGAGGGCUUUAGAGGCAGUGUUGGAUGAAGGAGAAGAAAACAAGGAAAGAAGAGAAAGAGCCAGAAAGCUUGGGGAGAUGGCCAAGAGAACCGUUGAAGAAGAUGGGUCUUCAUACAAAAAUAUGACAAUGUUCAUAGAAGAAAUUAUGCAGCUUGGAUCUAGUGAUCAACAUUAAGAGUU
Molecule: messenger RNA, 1442 nt
Organism: Humulus lupulus (European hop)
Lineage: Eukaryota; Viridiplantae; Streptophyta; Magnoliopsida; Rosales; Cannabaceae
Product: UDP-glycosyltransferase 73C6-like
Exons: 1
Coding region: 1-1437 (478 amino acids)
Molecular function (GO): UDP-glycosyltransferase activity
Source: RefSeq, a predicted model, not a curated record